CUCUAAAAAUGCUGCAACCAAACUAAUUAGACGUCGGCGAAUAACAACAAUGAUCGGUGGCUCGUGCUUGAAAACGCCCACGGAAACGAAACGUAUAAUCAGUUCAAAUCGGAAUUGCCGCAAUACUGCAGACACUAUCAUUCACAGAUAGAAAGUGAUGAAGGAGGUGUACCAACCCUGUACAACUACGGAUCAAGAUAUUGUCGAAAAGAAAGAAUGUUCUCCGUUUCGAAAAAAGCUUCAGAAGUACAUACCAAUUCUUGAAUGGCUGCCAAAUUAUCAAUGGAAAGAUCAUUUUCAUGGAGAUGUCAUUGCCGGUCUGACUGUUGGAAUUAUGCAUGUUCCACAAGGAAUGGCGUAUGCUAGUUUAGCAGGAGUACCACCAGUUUAUGGAAUGUAUUCAUCGUUUUUUGCGAGCACAAUAUACAUGUUUUUUGGUACUGCACGACAUAUUUCAAUUGGCGUCUUCGCAGUAGCUUCAAUGAUGGUAGGAGCCGCAAGACUUCGACUGGCUCCAGAUAUUCCAAUUUCCAACUCAUCUGAUAUCAAUCCUUCUGUUUAUCCCCUUGGUGAAUACGUGGAUCCUCUUGUAUUUACAAGUGCUCUCACUCUUCUUGUCGGAGUUGUUCAAAUCAUAAUGGGUAUUCUUCGUCUCGGAUUCCUUACCACAUAUCUAUCUGAUUCAUUGGUAUCUGGUUUUACAACUGGUGCUGCUGUUCAUGUUUUCACUUCACAACUCAACAAAGUGUUCGGUAUCAAAUUGCCACGUCACGAGGGAAUUGGAAUGAUUGUUCGAAUGUAUAGAGAUAUGAUAAUGUCUCUAGGAUCAGUGAACUUUGUUGCACUUGGAAUUUCUAUUUUUGGAAUACUUUUUCUUGAUUUGGGUAGAACAUACAUUAAUCCUAUUGUGAAAAAAUUUUCACCAAUUCCACCUCCACUUGAACUUAUCUUGGUCAUUUUUGGAAUUGUGAUUUCAAUGAUUUUCAAUCUCGAUGCUGAAUAUCAUGUGAAGACAGUUUAUGAAAUUCCACGUGGAUUCCCAUUGCCAUCAAUUCCACGUCUCAAUUUCCUCCCUGCACUUCUUUCUGAUGCAAUUCCAAUUGCAGUUGUCUGCUACAUGUUCGUCAUGUCCAUGGGAAAAUUGUUCGCUAAAAAGCACAAAUACAAGACAGAUGCUACUCAGGAAUUGUAUGCAAUUGGUAUUGCAAGUGCACUAUCCUCAUUCUUCCCAGUAUACCCUGUUGGCGCCUCGUUGUCUAGAUCAUCGGUUUGUGAAAUGUCAGGUGCCAAUACACAACUCUACACAAUAUUUUCUUCCUUUUUACUUCUGACCGUUAUUCUUCUAUUGGGACCAUUCCUCGAGCCACUUCCAAUGUGCAUAUUGGCGUGUAUUGUCAUUGUUAGUUUGAAAAGUCUAUUCAUGCAAGUCAAGGAAUUACCAAGGCUCUACAGGAUAAGCAAAUACGAUUUUGCAAUCUGGCUAGUCGCAUGCCUUUCAACAAUAUUCACUGAUGUUACCACUGGUUUGGUAAUUUCUCUUGCCUUCUCUCUCUACACUCUCGUUCUCCGUCAACAAUGGCCAUCGUUCUCUACAGUUUUGCAUGACGAAACUCCACGCCAAAACGUCCCUGAAAAUGUCAAAAUUGUAAAAUUCGCCGGAUCUCUUCAUUUUGCAAAUGUGACAGCGUUCCAAGAUGAUAUGGGAGAAGCUAUCGGAAAACUUCCAGAAGAAGAUCCAUUAAUUGAUGAACGAACUAUUAUCCUUGAUGCUAGUUCAGUUGCAUUUAUAGAUAUAAUGGGAGUGGAUGCUUUGCGAGAUGUUUUCAAAGAUGCUUUGAAACUUGGUGUACACGUUUUUUAUUGCGGACUCCCAGAAGAUGUACUCUCUGUUCUAUCCAAUGAUGAGAACUUUCUUUCAGUUGUACCACCUUCUACAUUCUUUCCUUCAAUUGAUAGUUGCCUCAUCUCUUUUGUACAUCAGCAAAGUGUAUAAUUCUAAGAUGUUUCAAUCCUACGAUAUUCAUGAAAAUUCUUUGAAAAACAAUUUUGUAUCCAUGAAACCUUGAAGGGCUAAACUGAAGUUUUCCAUAAUAUAAAAUGUAAAUUUUAUUUUUUUAGACUGGAAAAUCUACAAUACGAGAACUACAUCUUGUUCGCUAAUAUCAAAUUGUAUCUUAAAAUCAUUUUGAAUUCCGAAAAGUUGAUCAUUCCAUUUGAAUUUUGUGCACCACAUAUCGAUGUUAUUAAUUAAUACUAACAACCAUUAGUAAUAAAUAAAUUUGUUCAUUAUUUUG
Caenorhabditis elegans is the source of this 2294-nucleotide messenger RNA. RefSeq names its product STAS domain-containing protein (gene sulp-8). Gene Ontology annotation, biological process: transmembrane transport; oxalate transport; bicarbonate transport. Gene Ontology annotation, cellular component: membrane. The coding region runs from base 158 to 1993 and encodes 611 amino acids. The transcript is spliced from 5 exons. Lineage: Eukaryota; Metazoa; Nematoda; Chromadorea; Rhabditida; Rhabditidae. The record is from RefSeq and is marked reviewed.